Molecule: messenger RNA, 4771 nt
Organism: Cherax quadricarinatus
Lineage: Eukaryota; Metazoa; Arthropoda; Malacostraca; Decapoda; Parastacidae
Source: RefSeq, a predicted model, not a curated record
AUGGAGAAACACGGUGCUCACGGAGAAUAUAAACAGACCAGGUGGAAUGCGGUGACCAUGUUAGAAAGUCAGCAGUUAUUAUACAAAGAUUUAAUUUUUGUUGGUUCUUCCAGAGGAAACAGCAAGUAUCAUUAUUAUGGCAUCCGUGUUAAGCCAACAUCUCCGCUCGUUAAUAUAAACGACGAUGGCAGUCCUGUCUCAUUGCGGCAGCAGUCCUCAGCAGCUCAUGUCAAGAAAAACAGCCAACAGCAGCUUCAGCAGCAACAGCAACAAAGUCAGGGUGUACAAAAUCAACAAGGAAAGGGUGUAACAUCGAGUAUGCAGAAGAACAGUGACACUCACUAUGAUUCGCACACUCAGGUCCCUGCUGAAGCUUCCCCACAGACACUUCAAAACCAGCAGUACCUUGGUGAUAUUAGCCAAGUUGUUCCUAUGUUUGGGGAAGUAGAUUUUGGCACCACACAGCUGCCAGCCGGGGUAACAAGACCUCACCUUCACACCUUCACUGUACUCUACAGGGAACAUUGUGAAACUAUUUUGGAAGCUAUAUAUAAUCUACAGUUUUCGAUGGUGGAAAGCUUAUGGAGACGAUUCUGGAUGGUAAAUAACAACAACACUGUGGCUAGUGUGGCUAAAUCUUCAUCAAGUGAGGUGUCUGAUGAUGACGACGGAGACCUGGCUUCAUUACUACCAGCAUCUGUCCUUCAGGCCUUGUUACGUGCUCCACCGGUAUUAGAGUUUGUGCGUAACUUUGAUUACCAGUUCUACCAGAAUCUUGUCGAAGUGUUAAUUCCUGAUGUGUUACGAUCUAUCCCCUCUAGCCUCACUCAGGCCAUCAGAAAUUUUGCUAAGAGUCUGGAAUCAUGGUUAUCUAGUGCAAUGCUUGGUUGCCCAUCUGAAGUAGUCAAUAUUAAGGUAACAGCUGUGGCAUCUCUGGCUCAGACUUUAAGACGUUAUACUUCAUUAAAUCACUUAGCUCAGGCUGCUAGGGCUGUACUCCAAAAUUCCUCGCAGAUUUCUCAGAUGUUGGCUGAUCUCAAUCGAGUGGAUUUUCACAAUGUCCAAGAACAAGCAUCUUGGGUAUGUCAGUGUGAUGUUGGGUUAGUGGAUCGACUAGAAGAAGAUUUUAAAUCAACGCUGCAACAGCAAAAUAGUCUUGAACAAUGGGCAGAGUGGUUACAAGCUGUUGUUUCACAAGUGCUUCGACCUCACGAAGGAAAAGUGGAUUUCCCAAAGCAAGCUCGGCAGUUUCUUUUGAAGUGGUCCUUUUACAGUUCGAUGGUGAUUCGGGAUCUCACACUACGCAGUGCAGCUUCUUUUGGAUCAUUCCAUCUUAUUAGACUACUCUAUGAUGAAUAUAUGUUCUACUUGGUAGAGCAUCGGGUAGCAUCCUCUUUAGGGCUGACCCCUAUUGCUGUCAUAUCUCAGGGCUUGGGAGGCAACAAGAGCACUGACUCCAACAGCUAUGUGGUAUAUAAUGGUGACAGCACAACCCAUCAAAGGAGUGAAGAUGGUAUUCUCCCAGCAUUCAAACGACUUAAAUAUGAAACUUAGUAACUAUCUCACAACCUUAACAAAUUAAUAAAAGUGCUACAUGUCAUAUUGCUGUGUCAUACGUAAGUUUUUCAUGUAUAUUUUUGGAUGAAGGUAUUGUAAUCAAAAUUGUAGAAGACUGGUAUAUACUGUACAUUAUGUAUUCUUUCUAAAUGCAGUACUUCAUUAUAAACACUGAAUUUCAUAACAAACUAAUGCAAAUAACAAACACAAAAUAUCAAAGGAAUGAGGGUAAUACGCUGAUCAGAAUUUAAAAGCGUAUCUAGUCAGUAUUACUGGAAAUGUGAUUACCCGAGUUUCUGCGCGAGAAGAGGGCUGUAUGUAUAGCCCUUGUGGCUUAGCGCUUCUUUUUUAUUAUAAUAAUAAUAAUAAUGCGCGAGAAGAGAAACAUUAAACUGGAUAUCAGUUUAACUCAUUCAGGCUAUUUUUUAAAAAUCUAUUCUGAUACUAGAAUUGGUGAAAAAAAUAAUUAUCUAGUCAAGGACAGUACAUAUAUACGUAUACAAAAUUUGCAUUCAAAUAAAAUUCUAAUAAGCUAUUUUCAUUAAAUUUAUGAAAAAUUUUAUACAGUGUGAUUUUACAUGCAAUUUAUUUGCAUUGGGUCCAUAUAUAUAUCAGUAGAUAUUUAUAUUUAAAACAUUUUUUUGUGCCAGAGAAUUGUAGUACUUAAAUGGGUAUUGGGCUAAGAGAAUGUGUACUACUAUCUGUUACUGAAGUUUUGUCACUUGUAACAAGACAUGAAACUUUUGAGUGCUUUUAUAUGUCAAUAGUAUCCUGCACUCCAGGGAAGAUUUUAUGUUAGUUGUUUCAGAGAUGUUGUGCAUUUCUAUUUUUAUACAAAAGGAACAACUGAUACACAGUGGGAUGGUGCUGGUGGCCAUUACUGUUAGUUUUCUCUAAACCAGAUUAGGGCUAAGACGCAACACUUGCCUGUAGACGAAGUAAACUCACAUUUGAAGGAGUGAGUGUGCCAGCCUUUUGUCUUAGCUUAGAUCUUGAGAAUGUCAUUGAUAUUAAUGUUUGCCAUGUCCAUGAAAUGACUUAUAGAGAUACUGUACAAGAUUUUGAAAUAAUGAAUGAAGAUAAAAUAUAAUAUUCAUGACAUGCUAUAUGGAUGUGUUGUGUCUGCCUACCCUGAAACUGAACCCUCCGAGCCAAACCUCUCCUGUGGGUAAACCGGACAGCAGGAAGGACAUAGCCCGCUCACCAGGCAAACUGGCAUUCUUCCUGUGUGUUGUUGCUUUGCUCAAUGUCUCCAUCCAGUGUGUAAGUCUUUGGAGGAAGUGCAGCAGGACCCCUCCUGGGCUCAGUUAGGAAAUGAGUAACAUUUUUUUCUUUUUCUUUUAAUUAUAGUGUAGUGAUGGAAUGAAGUACAGUAAUUGUAUAGUAGAAACUUUGGUAAAGUUAUCUUAAGUACACUGUAUUGGAAGUGUUGGAGGGAUGUGUACUAGACAGUAUUAUAGCCAUGUGGUUUGUAGCUUGGUGGCCAGGACAGAACAAGAGACACUUGUGUGCAUCAAGCACUUAUGAUUACCCUCAUUGACAUGAGUGUAUUCGUGUGUUGUGCAGCACUGCGUGGCUUCCAAAGUCCCAUGGUCUGUCCUUGCCUGCAGAGUAAGGUGCCAUUUUAAUUAUUUGCAGAUGGAUAUUUUGGGGUAAAAUCUUGGGUGUUACUCAUCAUUUUUGUGUGGGGACAUCAAUCAAAACUUUCUCUACAUCAACAGUAUUUUUUCCCUGCUUCAUAAAAUUAAAUAGAAACUAUCCUCUUACCAGAAUUUAAGAUCAUGUGCAGAUUCUAAUAUUCAACUUGUUUACUCUUGCAACUCUGGUACUACCUAUACUACUUAUCACGAGUUUCAAUCCAGUUUUAGAAUAUGUACCCAAAACUAACCUUGCCUUCUAUAAACAUCUUGGUACUGACAGCUCAAUCCACAAGUAUAAUGAUGAUUAAUGCCCAUUGAAAGUACUUCUGUGUUGAAUGUGAUACUUUGUCGUAGGUUUGCCAAGCCUUUUGUUAACAUAUAAAUUGUCUCAGAUAAGGUCUGUGGACCAAGAUUAUAGAUGUUUUUGUGUGCCUACUUCUGAAAAUUACUCAAUUUACAGCUAAGUCAACUACAGCUUGCCAAUUAACACGUGUGAUCUUAAAAGUGUAAUCCCAAGAUUUGUGUGUGCCUGUCUCCUCUGCACUGUUUGAUACCCACGAGUGACUUGCUGGUACAAAUAUUAUUCAUAAUCAAGUUCACAACCAACAAGUGGUCACAAUUUGCUUUUUGUAUGAUAAUGUUAAGUAGUAUAUGUAUUGAGUGAUGAUUUGUAAUUAUUUUUGUGUGUAGGGAUGCAGUGAAAGCAUUUUCAGUCACUCUAGCUUCCUUACUAUACCUGAGAAGCAUGGGGUUGAAAGAUCAUCCCUACAUGCAGUAAUUUAUUUACUGACUGACUAAUUUGUGAUCAGUCAUUGACAGUGAUCUUAACAAUUGUUCCAUGUAAAUGUUCAAUAAUUCUGUAAUUUGUGUUAGUGUGGGGCAAAGUUGCAAAUUUUGAUGACCUAACUCCUUAUAUUGGUUUCUCCGUCUACUAAGUCAUUAACAUUUGACCGACAUCUAUGUACACUUGCGUUCUCUUACCCUUGGUUAAAUUAUUGUUUGUCAAUAUUGUAUGCCUAUAGUGUUUGUGUAAGAUGUAAAUUAUUAAAAAAAAAAAAAUUGUGAAUAUAAAAACAAACAAAAAAAAAACAUGUAAUAAUUUUAACUAAAAUAAUUGCUUACUAAUUAAAAAUAUUAACUUACAGGUUGAUUUGUUAUAAAGUGUAACUUUGCUUCAUCAUUAUUUAUGUUCAGUGUGACAGGCAAAAAAAAGCAGCAGGAAUAAUACUAAGAACCAUCAACACCAGGAUAAGGAUAUGGAAGUCACAGUGGCAAUGGUCUUGGCAAGGGAAUACUUACAAUGGGCUUGGUAAAUCCAAAUGUUUUAUACAUUACUUACAUUACUCUGUAUGACCUUUUCAGGUUUAGCACUUAAGCUAAUCAUAAUAAUAAAGAUUAUUGAAAUAAGCCAAAAAUUCUAAAAAGAGCCAUUGUAGACCAUUGCCAAGCAAGUGCUCCUAAAUUACCCUGUUGUGUUGCUGACCCAUGUUUCAGUGUAGUUCAUAAUGAGUAAAAGAUAAUAUGUUUUGUAUGUUUGUUUUGUAUAAUGUAUGAUUAAACAAGGUAAUAUUUUA